Syzygium oleosum is the source of this 1130-nucleotide messenger RNA. RefSeq lists its product as uncharacterized. Gene Ontology annotation, cellular component: nucleolus; checkpoint clamp complex; site of double-strand break. NCBI's taxonomy places the organism in Eukaryota, Viridiplantae, Streptophyta, Magnoliopsida, Myrtales, Myrtaceae. Bases 1 to 981 code for a protein of 326 amino acids. The transcript has a single exon. The record is from RefSeq and is a predicted model, not a curated record. Gene Ontology annotation, biological process: meiotic DNA integrity checkpoint signaling; double-strand break repair via homologous recombination; nucleotide-excision repair.
AUGAAGUUCAAGGCGUUUCUCACGGACAACGGCGUGGCCCUCCUCGAGAAGCGGUUCCUGCCGGCGCUGGACAAGAUCGACCGGACGUGCCACCUCUACCUCACCAGGGACCACGCCGUCUUCCUCCACAACCUCCUCAACGGCGACGGCCUCCAGUCCGUCGCGCAGUUCCGCGUCGAGGCCCUCUUCGACGGCUACCGCAUCUCCAGCCAGAACGACGACCGCAUCGCCUUCGCCAUCGACCUCUCCCUCCUCCACCGCGCCAUCCGCAGCAGCGUCGGCAUCUGCAACGAGCUCGCCGCCGCCGCCGCCAACGCCGCCGGAGGAUCGGACUCCGAGCGGCUCCAGAUAAAGCUGGUGAAGAAGUUGCCGGCGAACAGCACCCAGCCGAUGCCCUUCCUCACCUUCGAGACGAAGGGCUACAAAUCCGCGGUCGUCCAGGACGUGCCGAUCUCGAAGCCGAUGUCUAGGGCUCAGGUCUCGGAGCUCCAGUCGGCGCUCGACUCGGCUCAGGCGCUCCCCAAGACGCUCGUCCAGGUUCACGACCUGAACCAGCUGCAGAGCUUCGUGGACAGGAUGAGGCACGUCGGGGAUGUGCUGAACGUCUCGAUCAGCAAGCACGGAGACCUGCACUUGCAAAUCUCGACCACUCUGAUCACCCUGGGCGCGGAGUUCCGGAAGAUGCUGGUCCUCGGGGAGCGAGCCGAGGCUCCCGCGGAGGACCGGAGCCUGAGCGCGCAGGCCAGGUCCGAGAGGGCGGUCUCGAGAGGCGACGCCGAGGCCGUGCAGGUGAGCGUGAAGCACUUCGCCAAGAGUCUCCAGCUUCACAUGGCGAAGCCGGAUUGCGCCUUCUACGGGAUCGCGGAGCAGGGCGCAUGCUUGACCGUGAUCUUCCAGUUCUUCAUACCAGGGACGCGGCAAACAGACAAGUCGAUCAGCUUGCACUGCAGGCUUCCUGUACUUGACCCUGGCACUAAUUGAAACGCCAGAAACUAAUUCAUCACUCAAUCCUCCAUUAGUGUAUGAUUCGGAACUGUCGAAUACAAAUUGAUAUCUUGGCAUGAACGCCAGAAUCGGUUCAUCAUUCAAUUCUCCAUUUUUAAAUCUUACAAGUCCUCAUCUUCACGAUA